UUCGAAAAUGACGAUUCCCGCUGGCAAGCAGUGCAGGAUCGAGACAUCAAUUCCGACGGAUUAUUUGUCUACGCAGUCAGAAGCACAAAAGUAUUUUGCCGACCGGUUUGCAAAUCCAGACAUCCUCGCCGAUGCAAUGUCUCGUUCUACCCGACAGGAAAACAAGCACAGCUAUCAGGCUUCCGCCCAUGCAAGCGUUGUAAACCAGAAUUAGAGGGUCUCAUGCCCGAGGAAACGGCGGUACAGAAAAUUCGCGAGUUCCUACAAGAACUGGAAAGAACAGGAAUCAAUGAUGAGGGCUCUUAUCAGCUCACCCUGAGUCAAAUGGCGAGGCAAGCCAAGGUAUCGAAGUGGUAUUUUCACAGAGUAUUUAAGAAAUCCAUGGGCGUAACCCCCGUGCAGUACUUGAAGAUAUGGCGCGACACGAUACAUUCGCAAAAUCAACUGGACAAUAACGGCUUGCAUUGGCUUGAU
Molecule: messenger RNA, 474 nt
Organism: Trichoderma atroviride IMI 206040
Lineage: Eukaryota; Fungi; Ascomycota; Sordariomycetes; Hypocreales; Hypocreaceae
Biological process (GO): DNA repair; regulation of DNA-templated transcription
Molecular function (GO): methyltransferase activity; DNA-binding transcription factor activity; zinc ion binding
Source: RefSeq, a predicted model, not a curated record